GCUACGGCCCUCUGUCUGACCCUGGUGGCGCUGCCAACAGAACAGCAAGGCCUGCUGGGACUCAUGGCUACGGCUGCCAUCAUGCGAAGGUUCCGCGGUCAACAAGGAGGCGAAGCCGGGUCACAAGCGCAGGCCAGCGCGCCACAGGAAAUGUACGGCCUGCCAUCACAACAGAUGCCGUUCUACGCUGGAGUGGGAUCGCCACCAGGGGCGUACGCUGGACGUCCCGGUGCUGCAGCGCUGCACCCAGGAGUCGGAGGCUUUGGUGGCUUCGGAGCAGGAUCUCCAGCGGGCUUCCCGGCCGGUGGCGUGGGCGGUUUCCCAGCGGGAGGCUUUGCCCCAGGAGCCGGAGCUGCUAGCUUCGCACCUGGAGGAUCUGCUGGCUUUACACCUGGUGCCGCUUCUGGAUUCGGUCAGGUUGCCCCUGCCGGUUUUACGCCUGGAGGAUCCGCUAGCUUCGCUCCAGGAGGCUUCGGCGGUAGCUUCGGUGGCGAGUCUGCGGGAUCGGCUGGGUACGCGCCUGGAGGCUUCGGUGGUUUGUCCGGAAGCCCCUACACAGGUUGAUUUCCUGCACUGCCUAGUUGCAGCCUCAGAACUCUGUCGUAACGACUGUGUAGAAUGACCAAAAGGUUACGCGGAUUGUGUGCGAGGAGGGGUUUCAUCUCAGAUAUACAUUUCUCGGCAGGGCAGCAUGAAUGUUACUUCAAAAUCCUGGACCGAAUCUAUGAAGCAAAACAAACAGCACAAAAUGUCCGCGCAAUUAGAUGCAAACAAUAGGGUAUGCGAUGAAAGCAGCGAAGACUACCUCAGGAUAGGUAUUAUUAUGCAUUGGAUUAGGCAAAAAUGCGCAGAGAACAAAUUUUGAAAUUCUCAACUGUUAACGGUCCCCUCAAGCCACAGCUACUGAUACUAACAUGAUAGUACAAGUUACCCAUGUGGCGUAUACCUUUGUGCGCCCUGUCAGAAAGGUAAGUUUCGCGGUUUCCCCGGAGGGUGCCUGGGGCACCGAGCUCGGGGAGAUCUUCAAUGAUGUCUCUAGUCCAAUCCCGACCUGAAUUCUCCAUGUGUUGAAUACUCUUCGCUACUGUGCGAUGUACAUAGUUCCUUUCAUCCUCCCUUGCACGUGGCGCAUAUAGAGGAACCUGUGUAAUACUAAUGCACGAAGA
Molecule: messenger RNA, 1166 nt
Organism: Ornithodoros turicata
Lineage: Eukaryota; Metazoa; Arthropoda; Arachnida; Ixodida; Argasidae
Exons: 2
Coding region: 64-564 (166 amino acids)
Source: RefSeq, a predicted model, not a curated record